Messenger RNA from Lizanozyma spartinae, 654 nucleotides. RefSeq names its product U4/U6-U5 snRNP complex subunit (gene SNU23). The transcript has 3 exons. Gene Ontology annotation, cellular component: U4/U6 x U5 tri-snRNP complex; spliceosomal complex. The coding region runs from base 1 to 654 and encodes 217 amino acids. Gene Ontology annotation, biological process: mRNA splicing, via spliceosome. The record is from RefSeq and is a predicted model, not a curated record. NCBI's taxonomy places the organism in Eukaryota, Fungi, Ascomycota, Pichiomycetes, Serinales, Debaryomycetaceae.
AUGUUGUGGGAAGCAUUCGAAGAAGAAGCAAGGAAGGGGUCAAAGAAACGGAAAGUUGAUAUUGUUCUCGAUAAAGACCAUCGAAUCAAUAAUGAACAUGCAUCAACAUAUAUUUCACAUCGAACUCGAAUAAUCGAUGAAGCCAUAGGGAAAGUUAAAGUACAUAGUAUCAUAGAUCCUACAGAUCUUCUGACUGGAGGUCAUGUAAGAUUUGGGUUCACAUGUCCUGUUUGUUCCUUUUCAUUCAAAGAUAACCUUGCACUUAUUGAUCAUAUCAACUCUCCGCAACAUUUAGCUAAAGUGAAGCACCUCUCUAGAAAAAACAAAUCACAUGACAAUGAUGAUGAUGACGACGACGAAGAUACAACUGAAGAACUUGAAGGUGGUAUUCGACGGGCAACGUUGGCUCAUGUGAUCAACACUAUGGAAGCAAUGGUAGAAAAACAAAUUAAAGACCGUACACCAGAUGAAUUAGUUUCUAUCCAAGAACGGAUCGAGCGUCGGAAACGUUUUGAGCUUGAAUGGAAGGAGAAACGACGGAGACGUAGAGCCAAGAAUAAGAAACUCAAGAACAAGAAGCAACUUAGUGAGGAUUCUGAAUCAGACAAUGAAAUUGCUAGAACCAUGGGAUUCCUGGCAUUUGGAGAUAAAUAA